This is a messenger RNA of Drosophila suzukii, 2751 nucleotides long. Its product is annotated as protein I'm not dead yet. Gene Ontology annotation, molecular function: citrate transmembrane transporter activity; succinate transmembrane transporter activity. Gene Ontology annotation, biological process: citrate transport; transmembrane transport. NCBI's taxonomy places the organism in Eukaryota, Metazoa, Arthropoda, Insecta, Diptera, Drosophilidae. Gene Ontology annotation, cellular component: membrane. The record is from RefSeq and is a predicted model, not a curated record.
UACUGAUCUUGGGUGGUAUAGGCAAAGAAAUCCCUUGGAGCUAUAUUAUAUUGAUGUAAGCAUGCGCAGAACCACGGGGGGUAUGGGGAAUAUAGCCCUCACUCGAUUAAGAAAGUAUAUGUAAUAUUUAUUUUAUUCCAAAUUUUUUAUUUCUACAAAACAACAUUUUUUUUGUAUUUCCACAACCAAUUCUGGAUGUACAUAAGAAGGAAUUUACCCAGAUUCAGCGCUAAGCGGUCUCCGUAACACCCCCGUAAGUGUAAAAUAUAUAAUUCAACAUUAUCUGGAGGGGACUUCUACUUCUGCUCAGGCACUAACGAAGCAGAACGCUGAGUAGUCACGCAAAAUUGCCGACGACGGCGCGUUGUUACGGGCCACGUGUUCCCGCAAAGUUGCAAUCGACCCACAGAGCACAAUGCGUCUCUGUGUCUUCGGUGCCGACUUUUCACCGACCAUUGCCGACCAAAGUUUUUAUUGGCUAAAUUCCCUGCCGCUGUUCGCGUCGCAGUUAUAAGUCAGCGCAGAAUUCUUGACCUACUACGUGAGUUAACUUGGCUAUUAAGAAAAAACUUUAACAAUAAAAAUUCCGACGAUUAGUUCAAUAUUUCUAAAGCACUAUGUGGACCUUAAAAUAGUUAAAUAUUACUGAAAAUACAGAAAUAAUCAUUCUUUAGAGGCAUACAUAUAGCAUAGCAACCAUAUCAGUGUCAAACAUUAAAACUCUUCGAAACAAAAUUUAGUUACCGAGAAAACUAAACCAGUAGAACAAAAUGGCAGCUACCCAAGAUUACAAGCCUGGCGAUAUUCCAUACGAGGAGCAAGAUGACCGCAGAUUGUUCUGUAAAUUCCACUAUAAAGGUGUUCUCAUUUUGCUCAUACCUAUAAUACUUGGACCUAUAUUAAUCGGACAUCCAGUUUUGGUUUUCCGCUUCCUGUACAUAUCAUUAUGUUUUUACAUAUUCUAUAUCCUAAAUUUAAUGGCUCGAGGAGCGGUAGCCUUUAUCUACAUCGUAUUCAUACCCAUUGCGGGCAUUGCGGCCUCUGGCCAGGUCGGAACCUCCUACUACAGCGAUCUAAUAUUCUUGGUGUACGGAUCUGUUUUCCUGGGCAUUAUGAUGGACAGUGCGAGGCUCAGUGAACGCCUGGCGAUGUGUGUUAUCGCCAUUGUUGGUAGCAGUCUGAAACGUCUUCAGAUUUUCAUGACCGGUGUCGUUUUUAUUGUUGCCUUCUUGGUGCACCCAGCAUUAGCCGCUGCCUUUUGGAUGAAAGUGUCCCAGGCGGUGAUAACGGAAUACAAUAAUGCUGGCGUUGUGAAAAUGAACUCUGAUGAAAAACCCUACGAGGUUGGAUCCAAGCCAUAUCCCACGCGUCCUGUAAUCGGCAUUUAUCUAACCUGUUGCUAUACCGGCACCAUAGCUGCCUGUCUUUCCCCCUUCGUGAAUCCCAACGCUUCCAUAGUCGACGCCUACUGGGGAUUUUUUAGAACUUCAGGCAUGAUGAUGAUUAUGGCGGGGCCGACCAUAUUGGGGCUGGUUGUAAUGGUCCUUUGGAUUCACAUCCUCUUCCUCGGACUUUUCGGUGGCAGUGUGAAACGAGACCUGGCAGAGCUGGAUGGAAAUAGGGCGGGCUUCAAGCAGACCAUAGCCGACAGGAAGGAGGCUUUGGGGCCCUGGCCCGUAUAUCCCAUACUGGUCUUAUUACUGAUAAUCACAACAUUCUUACUGGUUGCCACACGCAAGCCGCGAGUCUUUAGGGGCUGGGGUGAUAUAAAUCUUAAAAUUGAAUCGGGUUACUCCGUCGCGGUUAUUGGCAUGGCCAUUCUAUUUUUCGCGCUUCCGGCCAACUAUUUAUUCUGCAGGUAUUACGUCUGCCGGCGGCCGACUAAGGAGGGCACUGCUCCCUCACUUCUCGGCUGGAAGGCGGUGAAUACCAAUACUCCUUGGGCCGAUAUCUUCAUGCUGGGCGCCGCCGUUUGCUGUAUCUUUUGUGCCCAGACAUGCGGCUUUAUUGCCCUCGUGGCAGAGUCCAUGGGCAGCAACGAACCUAAACUGGAUGGGCCGCAGUUCAUUGCCGGGGCCCUGUUUGGAACCCUGCUGACGAAUCUAUCACCGGGCUCUACCGUGGCCAGGAUAGCUCUUUCCACUAUCUCAAGAGGGGGAGCUAGCUUUGCCCUGCCGUUCGCCACCGCACUGCACAAUCAGUUUUUGCUGCCCGUGAGCUGCCCCGCAAACCUUAUUGUUGCCGGCUGGGGCAAUAUAAGACCCUUCCAAUUCUGCAUGCUAAACCCCAAAUUUCUGUUUCGAUCUCGACCGCAUUUAAUAAAAUUACCCAGUAAGAAAUCUGCAUUGCAGUGUGUUGAGCUGCCUUGUUGACACGUUUAGCAUUCACAAUCGGAGCAAAAACUGGACUGGGAUUGCUUGGCAACAGCUGUUCAACGGACAUCUAUCUCUAGGAAAGGUGCGGUGAAAACAAAAUACUGUUGUCGUAGUUGUUUUGAAAAAUAUAAAAAGAACAUGUAUCAUACUGCAAACAAACAAAGCCAAAACCUUCGGGCACAGGUGCAUAAAGUUUUUCACUCUGACUUUUUCAAAUGAAUUUCAAAUUGGAUAUUAUGUGUAGUGCAAGACUUAUAUCCGAUGUUUAUUUAAUAGAGCUCAACUAACAAGUAAGGCACAUUUAUUUAAUUGUAGUUUGGGUAAACAUUAGAUGGUCUUUUGAAUUCAUAAUUAGAUCUAAGCUUCAACAAAUAGU